UUUAAGGAUAUUGGGGACAUAUACAAGAUGCGAAUUGUCUGCUCUGCUUUGCCUAUUUCACCCGGAUGGCACUUAAGGCAUGUCCGUGUCGAAGAGUCAACAAGUAACAGUGAAAUAUAUUUUAACUGUGACUGCUGGCUUUCUGUGGACACAGAAGGAGAGGAAGUUAUCAAGGAAUUCCCUAUAGUGAAUAAUCAGCAGGAACCUUUACCAGUCAUUGAGUAUAUCGUUUCUGUUCAUAUUGGUGAUCACUGGGGAGCAGAGACCACAGCUAAUGUUUAUGUCACUGUCUAUGGAGACCGAGGGGACUCAGGUGCGAGGAAACUGCGUCAUUCUUUGCCACCAGGAGAAAGAUUUGCACGAAGCAAGAUAGAUUAUUUCCUUUUGGAAGCUGUUUCUUUGGGACAAAUUAAAAAAGUGGUUCUUGGACAUGAUGGAGAAGGAUAUGGAGCAGGAAUGUACCUGAAGAUGGUGACGAUAAAAGAGUCGCAAGAUUCUGGCACUGAAUGGAUAUUUCCAUUUUGGAACUGGCUAGACAACUAUCUGGGGUUGUGCCAAACGGUCUGCAAACUCUACACAAUUGGCAGGAGAUUAUCUACAAAUCCUAACCCAAUUGCCCAGUCAGGGGGCUUAUGGAUAAUUGAUAUCACUGGUUCUGAAUAUGACAGAUCAGAAAUCCUCGCCAACUUUGACAUUGUCUUUUACGGGGACAAAGGCAAAGAAGAAGUAGAAGCAAAAAUUGUUGGAAACAUAAUACAGAUGAAGGAAGAACUUAAAAAUGUGGGUUCUCUUUACAAGAUACGUGUUUCAUGGUCAGAUAUUAAGUUAAAGAAGGCUUGGCAUUUGACUUCGAUCCAUAUGAAGCACUCUGUUACUAAUCAGGAAAUGUGGUUGAUGGCUGAUUGCUGGUUGAAGCCCAACGACGAAAACUGCAUAGAAAUUCCUGCAAUGUAUCCCAACAAAGAUCCUCUCCCUGUGGUAGAAUAUGCCAUUCAUCUGCACACUAGAGACAUGAAGAACACAGGUAUAAAUGGCACAGUUUACAUUUGCAUAGAAGGUGAAAAUGGAGAUACUGGAAAUCGACUCUUAAAUAUCUCUGGCUCUCAUAGAAAGGACAGCAAAGAGCAGGUGGAUGUUUUUAAAAUCAAAGCUGUGCACCUAGGGAAGCUGCAAAGGAUUGUGGUUACAUUUUGCAACCCACAAAAAGAUCAAUGGUUUCUGGAGAAGAUUAUUGUUAAAGAUCUGGAAUUCUCUUUCACCAACUACACAUUUAUCCAUAAUGACUGGAUCAUCUGUGACAAUGAAAAAGGAUUAACAGAAUCUAUAAUUAUGUUGAAAGAGCUAACUGUGGAACCCUACACUAUAAAACACUUCAAUGCUUCAACAAAAGGAAAGUGGAUCAUGCAAGUUCUUGGUACACAACCAGAGGGUGAAAACGUAGACAUUUCUUUUGUUGUAUUCGGAAGAACAGGGAAAUCAUCGUUAUUGAAAUUAAAAAACCUAGACUACAGUCCCUUUCUGGUGGAUGUUGGAAACAUUGGGUCGAUAAUAAAGGUCUCGUUCCUAUCUAUGGAUCUGACGUAUGAGACCAAACUGCAGCUACAGAAGGUUCGUAUGAAAGAUGUGGACACUAAACAGGAGAUAGGGUUUUACCCUGGGAAACCGCUACUUCCUAAUGAAGACAGUGCAGAAUCUGUGCAAGAAUUACCAGCAGUGCUUCCUAAUAUUCCACCCCUAUCAGAAGUUUCGUAUUUCCUUCAAAUUAGAACAGGUAAUUUUCCUGCCUCUGGGACAGACGCAGAUGUCUUUAUUACAGUGUUUGGAGAAAAUGGAGAUACAUGUAAAAGAAAACUGAGACACUUACCACUCUCAGGAAUGUUUGAAAAAGAUAAGGUAAAUAUCUUCACUAUAAAAGCAGUAGACCUUGGCACUCUGUCUAAGGUACAAGUUGAGCACAGUGCAGUUGGGUACGGAGCCGGAUGGUAUCUGGAUCAAAUAACCAUCCAAGAGACAGAUAAGACGGAUACUGAGUACUUGUUUCCAUGCCAUCAAUGGUUAGACACGGGAAUUGGUGACACACAAACUAAAUGUGAAUUAAAGCUUUUGGGAAAAGUCAGCAAAAAUGUUGGAAGGCUACGUACAUCACCUCAAGGAGCUGUUGAUGUCAUCGUCAUGGUGGGUGAAGUGGAAAAUGGUUUUGUGAGUUCUGCGGUAUCUGUAACUAUUUGUUGUGAACAUGGAAAUCACGAAUUAGCAGUAUUUGCAAAAGGAUCUCUAAAACAAAACAGCACAUCUCAGACUACUGUGGAUCUAAAGAAAGACCUUGGUCCUGUACGCAAACUCCGGCUACAAAUGCAAGAUGAUGCAAAGGGAAAUAAUUGGUUUUGCAAAGAGGUUAAGUUGCAGCAUAAACAAAGCAAUGAAAUACUUGAAUUUCCAUUUCUUCAAACCUUCAGUAAUGAUGGGAGGAACACAGUAGCCGAGCUUCCCGCCCUGUAUCCCGACAGACGUGCUUUAAUAGUGAAGACCUAUGCUGUCUACGUAACCACUGCUCAAUCACCACAGAUAAUUACAGACGCAAAAGUAUUCAUCACUCUACGUGGAAGCAUGGGAGACACUGGAAGAAGAACGUUUUCUUAUAAAAGAACUGACUUUACCAAUAAAAGAAAGACUGCAGAAUUUCAAUUGGAAUGUGUUGACAUUGGUGUAAUACAAGAGCUAUUCAUAGAAAAAGAACAGCAAACUAAUUUACAACUAGAGAAAGUGGUUGUGGAGGAUGGAAAAUAUAUCAAGAAAAAGUAUGUUUUCAUGCCGCAGCAGUGGAAAAAAGACAAAAACAAAAUGAUGUCCAUGACUCUUCAAGUGACAGAAACACAAGAAGGAAACAGUACAGAAGCUCUAGUUUAUGGAAAGAAACCAUUGACAUCAGAUGGCGAGUGGAUAAUUUAUUUGACUAUGUCUAAUGAGGAAAUCCAGCAGCCAAUUACAAGUCCACCGGAAGACGCCUGUGAUUUGGUUUUUGUGCUUUAUGGAGACAAGGGCAAGUCCAGCUUCAUUGUUGGAGAGAAAGGGACAUUAUCUCGAGUUAAGACCCUGAUGACUUACAAGGUCAAUCUGAUGAAUGAUUUGGGAGAAUUAUAUAAAGUGCGAUUGGGUUUUGAAAAAUUGAACGAAAACAGAGACCGGUUAUAUUUCCACCACUUAAAAAUGCAGAAUACAAAAACCUUGGAUAUGUUUAACUACUCAAUAAAUCGAAAUCUUCCUCUUUCAAUGAAUGGAGACAGAUGGAUUGAAGUCCCAGUUGAGUGGCCUCUAAAAUCCACUCUUACAGCGGUUAAAUAUUAUGUCACUGUUUUUGCCGCUGGAAACCUGAACCAGGGAGCUGGUGUGGAUCUGUCUCUAUGCUUACACGGCAAGCAAGGGGACUCAGGAGACAGACAUCUCACAUGGCAAAAUGCAGAAGAUGAAAAUGGGGAAGAGUUAUUUACCAGUGUAUUAAAUGCGGUGGAGAUUGGAGAAAUUUUCCACAUUGACAUUUCAAUGAGCAGCAAAAAUGAUUGCCAACUUCAUAUCAAGAAGAUCCAAAUACAGGAGUCUUCAAAGCAGGAGGUGUACAUAUUUGAAUUAAACCAGGACUUUUCAGUUAUUGCCAAUGAACCAGCUAUUUGGAGGAAAGUUCCUUUGUCAGAAGUUGCUCAUGAAGAACAAGAAUCCAACCACAUUAGAUUGCUUAACUUUGAUCGGAAGGAAAUUGUGAAAGAUGAGCUAGUGGAACAUCUGAUUAAAGUGUACACAGGUGAUGUGACAUCGGCAGGCACAGAUGCCCACGUACAUAUACAUUUAUUUGGUGAAUGGGAUUCAUUUGGACCAGUUGAGCUAACACAGCCAUUGGAGGACCAUAAUCCUUUUGAAAGGGGAAUGGUUGAUACAUUUAGAAUUCUAUCAAAAAAUUUGGGAAGAAUCUUACAUAUUGAAGUAGGCCAUGAUGGCAAAGGACUCGGGAGUGGCUGGUUCUUGGAUAAGAUUGAGAUCACAAAUGUAACUACAAAUGAGACGACUCUUUUCAGAUGCAGCAGGUGGCUCUCUGAAGAAGAGGAUGAUGGUAGCACAGUGAUACACCUUUACUCGUAACAAACACCUCCUGCGAACGUGAUGAAUUGUCAUCUUAGGAUGCUGAACUAUGUAUUCUACAUAUAUGCCAAUAACAGGCAACACACAUACAAGUUUGUUAUUUGGUAACCACGAAGACAUGUUACGUGCUAGCAAUACUCUGAAGUUAUGAAUAUCAAUGGUUUAUCCAACAAAAUGGUAUACUUUGCCCCAAAAUAUUUUUAUGUUUGCUGGUGACACCUGGGGCGUUGCCUUGUUCCCAAAAGAAGCAGAGGCAGGAGCCCCUUACUAUAAUUUCAUCACUUUCACAUCACUCUGCAACCUAAACACACCAUCUACACCCUUCUUCAAUCCUCAUAACAGGAUUCAUUCAUCAGUGAUGAAUGGAAGGACGUUAACUACUGGCCACUCAGUGACCACACAUGAUGAUUACAACGGUUAGACACAAGUCCAAAGCAUCCUCACUGCUGUAAUAAUAUCAUGACUACACAUUGAAAUAGUAAAAUAUGUGUUUUGCUGCGGUUUCACAAUGGAGAAAGAAGCAAGCAGGUUACAACUAUCCCCAAGAAUAUGCACUAACCAGGAAUUCCGGCCAUUUGAUCAACAGUAUUCUACUGUUGUGGUUGUCGUGUAGGCUGCAGAUUGUUAGUAAUGUUCCUUGUCAUGUAGCAAAUACCAUUCAAUUAUUAUCAUAAAGCAAUAACUUCUGUGUGCUAAAAUGUCAAUCAAUAUUUUAGACAAAAGUAAAUUAAUUCAAUAAAGUGGAUUUAUUUGGCUCUAA
Messenger RNA from Spea bombifrons (plains spadefoot toad), 4891 nucleotides. Its product is annotated as lipoxygenase homology domain-containing protein 1-like. The transcript has 27 exons. The record is from RefSeq and is a predicted model, not a curated record. Gene Ontology annotation, molecular function: protein binding. Lineage: Eukaryota; Metazoa; Chordata; Amphibia; Anura; Pelobatidae. The coding region runs from base 28 to 4131 and encodes 1367 amino acids.